AUGCGUAUCACUCUUCAAAAUUUCGGCCACGAGUUCCAAAGCAUUGUUACCGAAUUAAUUAAUGCUGGCCAUAAUGAUAACGAAAUCAGACAAUUCCUCCAGGAAAAUCACUCGAUCAUUGUUUCCCAACGCACACUAACCCGACGCAAAGAAGACUGGGGCUUGAUCCUGCAUGCCUCUCAGCAAAUGGCCAACACUGAAGAGCACAUCAAGAAGUAUUUCGACCAAGGCUUGACCUACUCGCAAAUCCAUCAUGCACUAACUACUUCUCACAACUAUACUCACUCCAAGCGUACCCUCCAGAGGAAGAUUACGGCGAUGCAGCUCUCAAGGAGGUUGGACGACUUGGAUACCGCACGAGUGACCAUCGAGGCCGUUGUAUCAUGUGUAAUGCAUCUCCACCUGACUCCAGAGGGAAGGAAUGUUGGCUACCGACGUAUGCGACAGCUCCUCCAGACAAAGUUUGGCAUCACCCUCCACUACCUCACAGUUGCACUCAUCAAUCGUACACUGGACCCUGAUGGUGUGGAAAAUCGAGCCAAGAGGGUACUCAAGCGAAGGGUCUUCAAAACACCAGGGCCCAACUACAUAUGGUCAGCAGACGGUCACGACAAGUUGAAAAAAUUUGGAAUUACUUUAUACGGGUUCAUCGAUGCCUGGAGCCGCAAGAUCCUCGGUAUUUAUGUCCACAUCACCAACAACAAUCCCCGCCACAUCGGUUAUUACUAUCUUCAGCUGGUCAAAGAAAUAGGAGGAAUUCCUCGACGUACAUCUACUGAUAAAGGGACUGAGACAAUUCACCUGGCCAGCCAUCAGAUAAACCUCACUCAGCAAUACAAUGAAGAAUGUAUCGACCCAACUCAAUCCCAUCUCUUCACGAAAAGCACACAUAACCAGAAAAUCGAGUGCCUGUGGUCCCAGCUUAUGAAGCGGUACAACAGUGAGCUGAUCAACAAAUUGUUUACGGCUAUUGAAGAAAGUUUUUAUGACCCCCAAGACCCUCUUGAGCAACUAUUAUUUAUCUAUCUGUGGGUCCCACUUGUUCAAAGAAGCCUGGACGAUUGGAUGAAUAAUUACAACACAUACAAACGGCGCCUGGACAAAAAGAGUAGCCUGCCCACGCGCUGCAGUGCGGACUGGUGCUUCAACUACCCGGAAGAGCAAGGAGGGGAACAGGGACUGAUUAAAGUGACUGGCGAGGCUGCUGAUGCGUUAGAGAAGGAGUUUUACCCCGAAGGCGAUGAACUACUUCGAACCACACCAAAAUGGUUCUCCGACAUUAUUUCUGACCUUCAAGCUGCAUUUGAUCUAGCAAUCCCGAUUGUAACUGUUCACAAUGUUUGGGAGGUUUUUACAGUUUUAAACAAAGCCAUCCGAGCAUAUGAUACUGCUUGGCUUUCUGAUCCCUCCAAUGACCCCUCUCUUACAAUAGCUGCCCGCUCUCUAGAUACUGGGCUAAAUUAA
This is a messenger RNA of Puccinia graminis f. sp. tritici CRL 75-36-700-3, 1464 nucleotides long. RefSeq lists its product as uncharacterized. NCBI's taxonomy places the organism in Eukaryota, Fungi, Basidiomycota, Pucciniomycetes, Pucciniales, Pucciniaceae. Gene Ontology annotation, biological process: DNA integration. The coding region runs from base 1 to 1464 and encodes 487 amino acids. The transcript is spliced from 3 exons. The record is from RefSeq and is a predicted model, not a curated record.